UGAUUUCAGUAGAUUACCGUUAGCUUUGUAAGAAAAUCUCUAUCUCUGUUGGUUACAAUUUUUCUUAUGGACUACGAGCUCCAUUUGGAAGCUAUAAUGAUUUCCGGAAGAUUAUGACAUCUAAUCUUAAAGCCUCGAGGAUAUGAGUGAAAAAGACUAGCAUCAUUUGUUUUUCGAAAAUUCAAAUAGAGAUAGCAUUGUUGUGAUCCUAAAUUCACUUCACGUAAAACUCUAAUACAUCGGGUGAAUUCAUGUUGACUAAUUAUCAUACCUUACGUGAAGAUGAUUCAGCGAUACUCAUAAAAUAAAAAACUAAUGCCAGUUAUUAUUUUAACAUGGAGUUUCACAGGAUAUCAAACCCAGAACAUUCGGUCAUACGCACGUGUGCCUAACCUGUAGACCACCUGUAGAUUAAAACUAUUUGGUAGACGUUAAAAGCACUUGCAUCUAUGUUUAGUAUUCUCACUUUGAUAAUCUUUCUUUAACUUUGUUUGAAAAGGUACUUCCCAUUAACAGAUCCAGUUUUGUGUUAAUUACAAAGGAUCGAAUCAGGCAUUUUGUCAAUUCCAUUUCCUCAUGAAGCGUGUUAGGCGUUUAGUUGUACUGGCAGUUCAACUUGCAGUCAUAGUAUGUACAAGUUAUCAACUGACAAAAUUACUAUUUCAAUUCAAAUGGGAGGAACAAUUCGGCUUAUCACGAAAUGAUGAUGGUUUCUCCUUCAAUGAAUUACCACGUGAAACUUAUUCAAGUUCAGUAGGUAAUUUAAAUCAGACCUAUUAUACUGCAUCACAAAUGAAGAAGUAUGAAAAUAAAAUUACACUCGGAUUUACUGAGAAAGAUCUUGAAGAAUUAUAUGAAAGGAAUUCUACUCCAGCUGCCAGAAAAAUAAUUCUCAACUAUGGAGACAUUCGUAUCAAUAUUAUUCGAAACUUCUCCUUCUGUUUCGCUUGUGAUUGUGAACUGAUUUUCGACAGAUCAAGAUGGCUUGAAGCCGAUGUUAUUAUCUUGACAGAUCACUUGUAUCCCAAAGGUCCAAGACCACCAAAUCAACUAUGGUUCAUUUUUGUACAUGAAUCUCCCUCAUACAUCAGAAUCGCUGAUGAAUUGGAAAAUAAAGUCAACUACACAAUCUCUUAUCGAAUGGAUUCAACAAUUUAUGUACCGUAUCACAAUUAUAUCCCAGUUGUUGCUAGUCAUGGUCCAGAUACAAAAUACGUACUCCCUUCCCAUAACUAUGCCACUGGUAAAUCUAAAAUGGUAGCAUGGUUUGUAAGCAACUGUCAACCUAAAGGUCCGAGAAUGAUGUAUGUAAAAGAAUUAUCUCGUCAUAUUCAAGUUGAUAUUUAUGGUCGGUGUGGAAAUAUGACGUGUCCUAGAGAAUUAGAUUUUCAAUGUUUUACUCUACUUGGAAAGCAUUAUAAAUUCUACUUGAGUUUUGAAAACAGUUUAUGCCCUGAUUAUAUUACGGAAAAGUUUUACGGAAAUGCAUUAAUGUAGGUAAACAAUGAAAUUUUAAUAAUACUGUUAGUUGUUUACUACAUUUCCAACAUCUUCCAGUUUAUAGCUGCAGUGUAUCAUCUCUGUGUUUGACGUGGCAUUUGAUGAACAUACUAUAUCAUUUGCUGCUUCUCUACUAACUCUCGUCGAACAAAUUUAUUUAGAGCUGUACUAAAUAUUCGUAGAGCCAAAUAUCCCGGUUGUAUAUAUUUCAGAGGGUGUGAAAUUGAUUUGGCA
This is a messenger RNA of Schistosoma curassoni, 1734 nucleotides long. NCBI's taxonomy places the organism in Eukaryota, Metazoa, Platyhelminthes, Trematoda, Strigeidida, Schistosomatidae. The record is from the annotation of a GenBank genome assembly.